GGACAUCGGUGAACGUCGGCCACGCUCGGUCGGGACACUGGUAUCACUAGGUGAUGAUCAUUUCGCUGCAGGUACGGGCAGGUUGGCGAUGAGAAUUGAGAGAAAUCAGAGCUAUUUCGGCGAAUUCAGCUACAAAAAAAGCAUUUGCCGGGAGAAAAAAAUCUGUAAAACAGUUGCAGACAAUUAAAUUAUUUAGUAGUUACCAAAAAUUGCUGACCUGAAGAAUCAAGUAGCUGCUUUUGAGGAACACGUACUUCUACACGGUGAGUGAUUUCUCGAUUGAGGCCUGAGUGGAUCCAAUAGUACGAUGGAAUGCACGGAGAGUGAGAAUCGUAGCACCGAAGGAGUCAACUUCUCGACUGAGUCAAGUUACUGACGAAUUUAUUACCGAAGCACUUGUGAGAGCGUCUGGCCGAUCCAUCUCUCUUCUUCAAACAAACCGAGAUCCCUCGGUGUCGUGCGUUUGAGGCGCACAGUGGGCUCUGGACGUGGCGCUCUCGGUUGGAUGAAAAGAACUAGGAGCGAGGGAUGUACCAGUGGCUUACGAAAACGUCUGCCGACGAGCGGGAAGUAAAUGGCUCGGCGCUGGCUUGGUACCAACGACAAUCUGGGUUAACACCGGGAAAUCGUGUCCUGUCAUGAGAGAAAGAGUGGACCAACCACCGAGAAUCGAUUUGGAUCCAUGAAUGUGACUCUACUUGCCCUAAAAAAUUGUCGCCAUUUUCUGGCAAUCAUCCGUGGCUUUCAUGAUGUGUUAUCAGCUGAAUGGAUUGUCCGCAGCUCUGAGGGUUCAUUCAACUCCAGGGCCAACAUACCGAAACCUACCGCUGUUCAAUGGGCAACAACGGCGAUGGAGCGUCGGCUGGGGUGAUAACUCAGAAGAUCAAAGUGAUCAACCUUGUGCAAAGAAAGUGAAACUACACUAUGGUAUACUACCAAGUCAUCAUUCCCAACAAUCAUCAGAAGGAUCACAAAAUAUUAUUAUUAAAACUGGACGUCACCCUGAUCAGUUAAACACAAGGCAUACUAUCAAUGUUGUGUCAGACUUUAUUAAUCGAAUAGUACCAGACUAUUUUAAACUAUUGCAUCUAUUGGAAAUGUGUGUUCUUCACAUGUUAAACUACAAGACGGAAGUGAAUUAAUUAUGAUUGUAAUAUACAUUUCACCUAAUAACAAAAUGGAUCAUCUCAUUUCAUUUUUACAUGAAAGGUUAUUUCCUUAUAGUCAAACAGGUUCAAUAAUUCUUAAAGCGAAUAAACAUAAACUACCAUUAUUUUUAGCUGCAUAUUUCAGUGUAAAUUUUGCAAGAGCUGAAUCAAUGCCAUUAAUGACAUUUCUUCAAAAAGAAUUUCAAUGGCAAAUCAAUAACGAUCCAAACGAAUCUACUACCAAAUAUGGAACCACAAUAGAUGCUGUAUUUGUGAGAUAUCUUGAUGGUGUUUCAUCCAAUACUUUUGUAACGUACUUUAGUUAUCAUCGAUCAAUCGUCACAGUAAUACCGGCAGAGGAAAAAUCGAAUAUAACUAUUAUUGAAGCCACAGAUGAAAAUAUUUAAAUUGUGGCAACUUGAUACUAAUAUCGAAUUUUUAUAUCAUGUAAAUAAAUGUUUAUUAAAUAAAGUUACCAUUUACUGUAAGAAUCUCGUAAUACUUCAUUUUUUCAUUAGGCUAUAUUUAAUUCCUGUAAUAAUAUUAUCUUUUAUGCAUAUUACUUGUACACACACGAU
Messenger RNA from Diachasmimorpha longicaudata, 1726 nucleotides. RefSeq lists its product as uncharacterized. The transcript is spliced from 8 exons. Lineage: Eukaryota; Metazoa; Arthropoda; Insecta; Hymenoptera; Braconidae. The record is from RefSeq and is a predicted model, not a curated record. The coding region runs from base 747 to 1142 and encodes 131 amino acids.